UCGAAACUAAUCAGGCAGCAGUGACUUGUUCCUUCGUCUAAUCUCUCUCUCUCUCUUUCACUCUUUGUAACUCAACUGCAUCUCAAUUUCUUCACACCCCACUUUCUCUUUCUCUCCUUUUAUCAAACUCUUCCAAUUUCACGUUAAAAAACUCACUUUCAUGGCGAUCUUGGAUCUAAACCUGACUGUUGCGUCUGGUGGUUCGAGCUCCAAUUCUGGGAUCUUUGGUUCCACCGUCGUCAAUGGCGACAGCUCUGAAAACUACUCCUCUUCAUUAGAGUUAAAUGCUCCCACUCUUUCUUUAAGUAUAUUUAAAGCCAACAACCCUGAGAAGAAGAAUUUUAACACCAGAAAUGAUGCUGUUGUUCAAGUGCGUCAUGGUGAAGACGUGCACAACGGGGCCACCACCAUUCACUUUUUUCCAGAGCGUAAACGGAAGUCGUCUUCUUCAGAAAGACUUCACCCUUUGAAUCGUCCUCUGGACGGGCUGAACGCUUCUACAAAGUUAAUACCCCAGCCGCAGCCAAUGAAGAAAAGCCGGCGAGGACCUAGGUCAAAAAGCUCUCAGUAUCGCGGCGUUACAUUUUACAGAAGGACUGGAAGAUGGGAGUCCCAUAUCUGGGAUUGUGGAAAGCAAAUCUACCUUGGAGGUUUUGACACGGCUCUUACUGCCGCAAGGGCAUAUGAUCGAGCGGCAAUCAAGUUUCGGGGUAUUGAUGCUGAUAUAAACUUUGAUAUUAGUGAUUACAUUGAAGACAUUGAAUCGAUGAGUUCUUAUUCAAAGGAAGAAUUUGUUAAUGUUGUACGCCGCAAUAGCAAUGGCUUUUCAAGAGGAUCGUCCAGGUACAGGGGAGUGACACUGCACAAGUGCGGGCGAUGGGAAGCUCGAAUGGGGCAGUUUCUGGGCAGAAAGUAUGUGUAUCUCGGGCUGUUUGACACCGAGGUUGAAGCAGCGAGGGCUUAUGAUAGGGCAGCCUUGAAAUUCAGUGGAAAUGAUGCCAUCACCAACUUUUCCCCAAGCCUGUAUAAGGAAGAGAUGACUGUUGACACUGGCGCUGUGGUCAAUGAGAAUCUUGAUUUGAAUCUGGGAAUUGCUCCCUCUCAUUCCUCUGGGGGCCAAAAGCGGAAGAGCAACCCAAAUGGAUUGCAGUAUCAGAAUGGCUGGAAUGAGAUGGCCAUGGAUUUGGGAGCUGGGAUUGGGAGUUUUAUGCCUGCAACAAUGAAGGUUUCUGGGAAUCCUUCUACCUGGAGUAAUGGAUAUUCCCCUUCCUUUCCAGUCAGUCAGGAAAAAGCAAUAGAGAAGAGGAAUGGCGCCACUUACAGGGGGCCGCCAUGUGUGCCAGUCUUCUCUGCUGCAGCAUCAUCAGGAUUCUCACCUAGAAAAUUCACUGUACCAUCAGCUGCCGCUUAUCAAUUUGACCAUCCAAAUCCAGCAAUCCUUCGGCAUCUUUGCUCUCUUUCAAGCACCAAAAUGGCCCCCUACAACAUCACCCGCAGUCCCCCUCGAUACUAUUGCAGGGGCUGAGUGAGAUGCAGCUGGAAAGAGCUGAAAAGUUUGGUUUGCAAGAAGUCUUGUUAUAAGACAAGCUCUGAAAUAGCAUGUAUAAGUCGAACUUCUAAAUAUUAUAUUGAUGUGGUGAAUUUGAACCUUCUGAA
Mangifera indica (mango) is the source of this 1656-nucleotide messenger RNA. Its product is annotated as floral homeotic protein APETALA 2-like. Gene Ontology annotation, molecular function: DNA-binding transcription factor activity; DNA binding. The coding region runs from base 161 to 1525 and encodes 454 amino acids. The transcript has 10 exons. Gene Ontology annotation, biological process: regulation of DNA-templated transcription. The record is from RefSeq and is a predicted model, not a curated record. NCBI's taxonomy places the organism in Eukaryota, Viridiplantae, Streptophyta, Magnoliopsida, Sapindales, Anacardiaceae.